UGACCUAAGCAUCUUCUCUCCGAAUAAACAUGUCGGAUCGCACGUCGAGGGUUCUUGCCAUCUUACAGACCAUUUUAGGGCUUGUUCUCUUUGUCUUUGGCAUCGUAGACUUAGCUGUACAAUUUUCUGCUUCUUUUUACGUCAUUAAUUUCGGAUUUGCAUUGGGCAUAUGGACUUGCUGCACAGGAGGAGUGGGAAUCAAAGCGGCUCGCCAAGAAUCAUUAUUCGACAAAGGCGUUUGUGUAAAUAUUUUCUCGUGUGGCUCCUUCAUAUCUGCUUUGUUUGCUGGAAUUAGCUUAAUCUGGAGCAUCGGGUACUGUGUAUAUGGAGAGAGUGAAAAUGAGACACAUAUUGGAAUAGGAGGGGUCUUCUGUGGAAUUGGCAUACUUACAUGCGUUGUUGUGUUUCUCAUUGGGAUCUGGGUAACCUGUUACCUCUGGUGUAAACUUUGUACAUGUUGCGAUAGCAUUCCACCAUUCCAGGCGUCUGAUGCAGGCGUUGGCAUUGGUGCACUCCAAACUGUCUCCCGAAGGGCACAGGACAACCAACCUCACAUAGUUCAGCAUUCUGAUUCUACGGCGUUGGAUAAUUCAGCUCCUGCGUAUGAAGCCGUUGCCUCAGGUUCCCAAACUGUGCAGGUUGACAUGCCUCCGUCCUAUGAAGAGGCAGUACGCAAUGAAUGGAGAACGUAUGUUUAAGCAGUUUUAAAGUGUCAUGGUCUUGUCUACCAGAAGCUAUUGUAAGCUGCACAAAUUGUGAGUUCUAACGCGAACUCAUGCACGGAUCGAACUAUACGUUCCUCUAAACAAGAUCAGAACGCUUACUUGCAUCUAGACUGCGAGUAGUCCCUCUUUCGCUUAGUCAGUCGCGCGUGACGCGAAAGAAAACCGCGAGAAAAAAAUGGCCGCGCGAAAUCCUGGGGGCAAGGAGCUCGCGAAAGGAGGGACUACCGCCUAAGCCCAAGAGUUUGAAAUUAGAAGCAAAUAAAACAUGCUUCUUUACUGUGUUUUUCUCAUUUUAAUUGUGAUUUAUUAGCAAGCUAUGUCCUCAAACAAACGGGUGUUGGAAAAGAGCUUCUGUACUGAUUUGCUGUUUUUUGUUAUCAGUAGCCAUCAUUCAGGCCUCGUCCACACUAAAGCGGAGGAAUUUCACACUUAAAACGCAUGAAAUGUUUUCCGUCCACACUAUGCCAGAGAAAUUUGAAAACGCAACAACAACCGAUCAUUUUGGAUUUGUGGUUGAGAAAAAAUGGCGCAGGGGAAGAUCAUACUUAUCGUAACGUUAUCGUUUACGAAAAGCUUCGUUUUUAAGAUGUUUUCCGUCCACACUAAAACUCAAAGCCGGCGUUUUCA
Molecule: messenger RNA, 1352 nt
Organism: Orbicella faveolata
Lineage: Eukaryota; Metazoa; Cnidaria; Anthozoa; Scleractinia; Merulinidae
Source: RefSeq, a predicted model, not a curated record